This is a messenger RNA of Funneliformis mosseae, 171 nucleotides long. NCBI's taxonomy places the organism in Eukaryota, Fungi, Glomeromycota, Glomeromycetes, Glomerales, Glomeraceae. The record is from the annotation of a GenBank genome assembly.
AUGUGCAAAAGCUGUUCUUGUGGAAAUUCUUGUGCAUGUGGAUUGACUUGCGCUUGUGAGCAAGUCGUUCAACGUACCAAUACUGAUCCUUCUUGCGGAUCUAGCACAUGCGGAUGCGGAGAAAGCUGUACUUGCGCCGCUGGUAAAUGUUCUUGCGAAACCAAAAAAUAA